UCAAUCUCAAUUCUCCGUUCCCCAUCCAAUUCCAGCGAUAACGAAUAUCUCGAAAACACCUCCCCGCCAUCUUCCGACGACAUACAAAAAGCUCCACCAACAGCAGCUCCAUCAGACAGACAGACAGACAAGACCGCCACCUCCUCCCAACGAAACGGUCUCUUAAACCACACACACACACUUUAACACAUACGACCUCGGAAGAAAAAAGCAAAAAAUAAAGAGAAAAAAAUGGCAGACUCCAACGCGCCCAAACCCUCGAGCAGCGUCAAGCUCGUGCUGCUUGGCGAGGCGGCGGUGGGCAAGUCGUCUCUAGUGCUGCGCUUUGUGAACAACGACUUCCAGGAGAACAAGGAGCCGACGAUCGGGGCGGCAUUCCUGACGCAAAAGUGCAGCCUGCCGACUCGCACCAUCAAAUUUGAAAUCUGGGACACGGCGGGCCAGGAGCGCUUCGCCUCGCUGGCGCCCAUGUACUACCGCAACGCGCAGGCCGCCCUCGUGGUGUACGAUCUCACCAAGCCCACCAGCCUCAUCAAGGCCAAGCACUGGGUCGCCGAGCUGCAGCGCCAGGCGAGUCCGGGCAUCGUGAUUGCCCUGGUCGGGAACAAGCUGGACCUGACGAGCGCCUCCUCGGGCGGCGGCGCACCUGCUGGUGGGGACGAUGAUGAUGAUGGUGCGGUUGCUGGGGCGGACGACGGUGGCGAUGCGAGGAAGGUCAGCACCGAGGAGGCCAAGGCAUAUGCGGAGGAGGAAGGGCUGCUGUUCUUCGAGACGAGCGCCAAGACAGGGCACAACGUUACGGAGGUGUUCACGGCAAUCGCCAACGCCAUCCCGGAGACAUCGCUGAAGAGUGCUAGGGGGGCGGGCGCCUCAAAUGCCGUCAGCAGGGGAGGCGAGGAACAGAGGGUGAACCUGAGCGGUCCUCGAGACCAGGCUGGCAAGGAAGGUUGUGCUUGUUAGGGUGGAUAGGUUAAAUGAGAGCUGGGAGAAGAAGACGGUGGUGUUUGUGUGUGUGGAUGGCUGGAUGGGCUGCUAGUGAAGGAGGGUACGGUGAAGAGGCAGUACUGUGUACGAUGAUGAUGAUGAUCAAGAGGACGAUGGGGUAGGGGAAAUGGCCACGAGGGCGGUUGUGGGCUCGAUCAGGCAAGCAUCUGCAUUCACUGUUAUGUUUUAGGAAAGGGGGGAGUGAUAGGUCUCAAGGGGCAGGUCACUUGGGGGAUAAUAUCGUAUUGAAGUUUUAUGUUGAUCAGACAGCGAAUCCUACUUUCUUUUUCAAGGC
Messenger RNA from Cryphonectria parasitica EP155, 1279 nucleotides. RefSeq names its product Rab5-like protein ypt51. NCBI's taxonomy places the organism in Eukaryota, Fungi, Ascomycota, Sordariomycetes, Diaporthales, Cryphonectriaceae. The record is from RefSeq and is a predicted model, not a curated record. The coding region runs from base 232 to 960 and encodes 242 amino acids. The transcript has a single exon. Gene Ontology annotation, molecular function: GTP binding; GTPase activity.